AUGACGGUUCUUUCUAUUAUACUAUACGCACUUGUCUGGUCUCUGAAUAGUCGAGCUAUAAGUGUGCUAGGUGUGCCGGCCAAUAAUGACCUGACGUCAAGUCCGUUACCCCAGCUAGACGUGGGCAGUCAGGAGGCCCCAAGCUUCCUAAAGACCAAGCGACAAUCAAAUAGCGAUAUUCUGCUUGCCUUGUAUUAUCGUGAUCCCCUCGCGCUCUGGAAAAAGAAACUCGACUCGUUUCAUUGGGGAAUACACGUUACUCCGGAGAAUGUUCCAGGAAAAUCUACAACUCUUUUCCAUGCCGUGAAUGAAGGAGAGGACCUCAAGGUAUUCGAGUAUGAGAAGAGAUUGGUCAACCCGCUUGCCCAGAAAAAGCUGCUUGGACGUAUCAAAAUCGGCACGAAGCCUAGUACGGUCUCGGUUGAGGAUAUCGAUAACUUACUUUCCCAAGUACCAGUGCCAAACAAACACGACGCCGCGUCCGAGAGUUGCGUCUCAUGGGCCCUAUGUGGAGUUCGCAAGCUGCAAGAAGGCGGUGUAAUUGAGAGCUUUGAUACCGAGACUUUUUCUGACCAAGUUCUACAAUAUGGACUCGAGCAAUUCCGUGCUACGUUGUACGCAGACACCGGAGCUGAGAAUGAGAUAACACACAAAAUUGCCCGCUACGAUGUGCAGCAAGGGAAGACUGUGGUGGAAGAGGUCCAGGGGAACCAAGCCACCCCAGUUGAGACCCCAGAGAACCCUGAGGAGGCUCCUGUACUUUGCGAACGGUCUGCACUAGACUGCAUGAGCCGCCCGGCAAAGGAAAAGACGCCCAAUACAGCCGACGAGGGCGAGCUUGUACCAAUGGCCAAGCAGAGCUCCAAGGAAAAUUUCGACAGCCUUCUGGAAGAGUUUGGCCAUGACGGCUUGGUGAAAAACGACCGGCUAUAUACCGAGCUGAAUGUACGACUCGGCGAGCUUAGUACACUGCCGCGAGCUGAGAGAAUCGCCGGUUUCACCAAGAUUGGAGAGGGUGCGCUAGGCGUCGCCGGCCUCGCACUCUAUGGCAAGGCCGUGGCGGAUGUAUUCACGAGCGAUACUAGCGUCAUGGAUAAAGCCGUCGUACUAACGUCCGUCUUGCCUGGAAUCGGCUGCGCGGUCCAACUUGCCCAAGGUAUACAGAACGACCACGUGAAUGCUGGCCAUAUUGCGCUAUGCUUUGCUGAAGAUGCUCUCAUGCUCUCUGGGUUCUGGGAAAUCGCACUAGUGCUCCAACUAUCCGAAUCACUUGUCGAGUUCUUUAAAGAAGACGCCGAACAGAGGAAGCUAUUUGAUACCGAGCUAUUCCGCCAAAAGGGCUCAGAGGGGUGGGCACACAACGUUGAGAGAAUGCUUAACCACAUCAAAUCAGAUGAAUUUGCUGCCUCUGCCAAGACCCAAUUCUUGUCUUACCAAUUGCUCGUUUUAUACCAGGCGUCGCAGCUAAGAGGUGAUUUUCAGGCUUCUCACCAAGCUAUAUCAGCAACGGUUAAUGCCUCUGACUCGCAGCCGGACCACGGCACGAAUGUCGAUGCACAUGUCAAGUUCGAGCUCAACCGGCAGAUUUGUGCAGCAAUGGCGCUGGCUAAACGCCAGCUUCGGCAGAAACUUGAAUCAGUAGCCCUUAAACACACUGAGAAGCUGUCCAACGACUUCAAGGAGCAGUUCUUUGGCGAAUACCGGAAGGCGGCGACGAGGCCGAUCAGUUUCCUUGGCAUUCCGAUGCCCCAGAAUUCUUGGAAUAUCGCAGAGCUCGACCGCGUUAUUAAUGAAGCUAAAGCGUUUCCUCUGCCCCUAUACAAAGACAGGAUCGAUCACGCUAUUCAAGAGGUUAUGGAGCGGCUCGAGAUGCCUGAUCGCUGCAAGUGCCUUCAGGGUAGUAAAAAGAAGGUGUGCGAGUUUGCAGACUGCUCAAAUCCGGAACCCAGGCGAUGGCAUCACGAUUCAGCAGGAAGGAUUUACGUCAAGAAUAUUCUGUCUCAAGACAUUGGCGUGAGAACGAGUCUAUCUGAGAAUUGCACGGCUCUUUUCACACCAUGUCAAGGCCCUGACUCGGCAGGCGAGACUGGCAGGCAACUGUGGUGUAGGUUAUAG
This is a messenger RNA of Metarhizium robertsii ARSEF 23, 2115 nucleotides long. RefSeq lists its product as uncharacterized. The record is from RefSeq and is a predicted model, not a curated record. Lineage: Eukaryota; Fungi; Ascomycota; Sordariomycetes; Hypocreales; Clavicipitaceae. The transcript is spliced from 2 exons. Bases 1 to 2115 code for a protein of 704 amino acids.